AAGUUAUUCCCAAUGAUCAUAAUUAGUAUGACAUAUAUAUCCCCAUAUCAUAAAAUGAAUCUCUGAUUAAUCUUUGUUGACUUCAUAACCUUUCAAUAUUCAUCUCCACUUAAUUUUUAUGUUAACUAUUGAAGUUUGGAUUUUGCGUCUUGUUCUCAGUCUCUCACCAGUCAGCAAACCAAAACCAAAAAAAAAAAUUAAUUUUUUUUUGAAAGAAGAUUCGAUGAAAUAUAUCAAAACUUGAUAAAGGAGGACCAAGUUGUAUCACUAAUCAUGGAUAACAGGAGGGUGUUCAAUUCUUAUCGAAAUAGAAUCAACAAUUCCACUAAUCUGAAUGCCAGAUCAAGAGGAAGUAUACUUUCUAAAGUAAAGGGAUUCUUCAAUAAUGCAUCAGCAAAUUCAUCAUUGAAUGAAAUAGCAAAUACCACAACAACAACUGAACAACAAACUACUCAUAAUAAUCAUAAUCAAUUCAAAAUACCUGGUGGAUUCGAUACGUCUUUUGCCAAUGAAACUGUGAUUAAUGCUCCUCCUUCUAAUGAUAAUGAUGUCCAAUCUUCUCCAAGUAAGCUUUUAUCGGACUUUUUUAAAGAAAAGGGUGAUAAACCAUUAACUAAAAUAGAAUAUGAAGGGGUGUUAUCAUUAAUUGCUAAGACUAAGAAUACCAAACCAGAAGAUAAAACCAUAAACAAUAACGAUAGUGAUUUCACUAAUUUAUUAAAUGAUAAAAGUUUAUUAAUCCAUCCAUCUAAUACCACCCAAAAUAAUCUGAUCUUACUUGAUUCUCCCAAACAAAGAUAUUUAAAACGGAAUAAUCCAGAUGCUACAAGUAUGAUAGAUACUCCUGAAUAUACUCCUGUUUAUCAUACAUUUGCCAAUAAUAGUUUUAAUAAUAGUUUCAGUACUGCUAAUAAAACUAUGCCAUCUAUAAAGAGAGUAUAUCAAUUUUCAGGAUUACCAUCUCCAUAUAGAACAAGAAUCAGAGUUCCAUCAGCUUCAUCUUCAGGAUUAAGACCAUCCGUAAAGAGACAUAAGAAAAAGACUACAGCAAAUACUACUGAGAAGGAAGAUAUAUCACUUGCUAAUACCACAUUUCAAGAAAAGAAUUAUAAACCAUAUAAACCAAGAAGUGAAGCAGCUAAUACUUUAUUAUCGAUCUUAGAUGGGAAAUUAACUUAUACUCAGAAGGAAGAUAUCAUUGAACCUAAAAUUGAUGUCGAACCUAAGAUUGAGGAGGUGAAAGUACCUAUAAUAAAAGAAUCAAGUACUACUACAACUACUAAAAACAAUCAAAAUAAUAAUAAUAAUACUAAUGGUAUAUCUAUAACAGCUAAGGAUAUUGCCAAAACCAUCUUGUUUGAUAAAUCUGAACCAUUAGCGUUUGAAAAGACUGAUAAAAUAGAGAAGAAGGAUAAUUCUAUUCUUAAUGGUACGACUUCAUCUAAUGCAUUUAACUUUUCAUCUAAUUCAGGUAAUUUUUCAUUUAAUGCUAAACCUACAGUGGAAUCAAAUACUAAGAUAGAACCACCACAACCAAUCAUACCCCCACCAAAGAUUGAAAAUACCAAACCAAUUCCUGAAGUCAAAGUUGGAUCAUCAUUUAAUUUCCAACCACCCCCUACAGUCAAACAAACCAAUAAUAAUUUUGGAUUUGGUAUAACUAAUUCAAAUACCAAUUCAUCAAUUACUAAACCUGAUAAUAAUAAUGAUUUUGGAUCAUAUUAUAAAUUUCCUGAUGUUGAAAUUGUAAAUGUUCAAUUGGAUGGGUCUAAGGUUGAUAAGUAUAAGAACUUAUUUGAGUUUUAAAUAGCAUUUAUAGAUGUAUAUGAAAAUAUAUAAAGUGAUAGGAUAUAUUACUA
This is a messenger RNA of Scheffersomyces coipomensis, 1859 nucleotides long. RefSeq names its product FG-nucleoporin (gene NUP60). The coding region runs from base 274 to 1806 and encodes 510 amino acids. Gene Ontology annotation, cellular component: nuclear pore; nuclear pore nuclear basket. Gene Ontology annotation, biological process: intracellular mRNA localization; mRNA export from nucleus in response to heat stress; NLS-bearing protein import into nucleus. The record is from RefSeq and is a predicted model, not a curated record. Lineage: Eukaryota; Fungi; Ascomycota; Pichiomycetes; Serinales; Debaryomycetaceae. Gene Ontology annotation, molecular function: structural constituent of nuclear pore. The transcript has a single exon.